This is a messenger RNA of Camelina sativa (false flax), 2961 nucleotides long. NCBI's taxonomy places the organism in Eukaryota, Viridiplantae, Streptophyta, Magnoliopsida, Brassicales, Brassicaceae. The record is from RefSeq and is a predicted model, not a curated record.
UCACCGAGAACCCUAGACACUCCCAAUUUCGCCUCCGAUUCUUGCUUUACUUCGAGUGUUAGAAUCGCUUCUUUUCUUCUUUCCAGUUUAAUUUUAUCGUCUUCUUGAUGGCUCCCAGCCGCAGGAAAGGCGGUGGUAAGGCUGCCGCCGUAGCUGCCGCCUGCCGACAGUGGAAGGUGGGCGACCUUGUGCUCGCCAAAGUUAAAGGGUUUCCUGCGUGGCCUGCCGCGGUUAGUGAGCCGGAAAAGUGGGGAUAUUCAACUGAUUGGAAGAAAGUGUUGGUUCACUUUUUUGGAACACAACAGAUAGCUUUCUGCAAUCCUGCUGAUGUUGAAGCUUUUACAGAGGAGAAGAAGCAAUCACUUUUGACAAAACGACAUGCAAAAGGGUCAGAUUUUGUUCGUGCUGUAAAGGAGAUUACUGAAAGUUAUGAGAAGCUUAUGCAGCUAGAGCAAGCUGGUGAUCCCAAAUCUUCUGAAGAAGCCACUCUUGGGAGUGCUGAGAAUACUACACUGCUGCCUCAGGUCAGUGAAACUCCAACUGGGACAAGUCUAACACAAAUGAAGUCUGAUCCUAGUCAUGGUAGAGAUGAAUCUACUCUGCUAAAUGAGGAUGCUUCAGCUGCUGAACAGAUGCUAGCCCUGCGUGAUGACAGUAUACUACGUAACGAAGCCUGUGAUAGUGCAGUUGCUAAAGAACCACGUAAGAUAGCAACAUAUUCUUCAAGGAGAAGAAAUGGAGGGGCACGAUCUCAGAAUUGUGCUCCCCAAAAAACACAAAAAACAACUUGUUCGGUUCAGCACUCUAAAAGUUCAUCAAGGUUGCAAACAUAUAAGCUUCAAAGCUCCAUGUUGCAAUACAGCGAUGGUGGGCAGAGUAUAAAUGACGUGGAAGAUGGAGCAUUAAGAAGGAGAAAAAGGAUCAGAAGAUUAUCAGGUCAUUCUGAAUCAGAUGAUGUGGCUUCAUCAGCUUUAAAUUCAAAUGGAAGUGACGAAGAAAAUGCCUCUGAAAUUGCGACAGUUGAAUCUGAUAAUAAUACUUGGAAUGAAGGCAAUGGUCUAGAUUCUGGUUCCAAAGUCGAGCAAAUUGAUAUUGGUGGAGAGUUUCUCGAAGGAGAUUAUGAGCUCAACAAGGGGCUUAACUUCCAAAUUAAUACCAUGGUUAAGAGAAGGAAGAGAAAGCCGACCAGGAAACGUGGUACUAGUGAUCUUGUUGAUCAUACGUCUAAAGUUGAGGCAGAAGCAGGUCUUGAGGCUGGAGCUGGUGAUAAUGUUCGAACAUCACAAAAUUCUCAUGAAAGGUUUACUGAGAGGCCUUGUGAAGAAAACGGGGAUGAGCACUUACCUCUGUUGAAACGAGCCAGAGUCAGGAUGAGUAGAGCAUUUUUAGGUAAUCAUGAGGUUAAUGGCUCUUCGCAGGUUGAAAAAAGAUCACCUAAGGACACUCUGGUCAGUGCAAUAGCGCAGACAAGCCCUACUGAUAUAAUUUAUAUUCAAGAUACUAUCGCAGUCGAAGAAUCUAGAUUUUUAGCUAAGCUCUCAGGUGACAUGGUUAAUGUAGUUCCGUCUCCAUCUGAGGCUUGCGUUCAGACUGUGGGAGAGAGUGAAUAUGCUAUGGGGUGGAAUGAACUUAGCAAGGCACCAGAUGAUGAAGCAGCUCGAUCCCAAUCUAAUCAAGUUAGCAGUUUGCCAGCUGGCGAAGCUCAGACAGCUAGUGUCCCUGAAACUAUAUGCUCCGGGGAUUUACAACCAAUGAAGCUGCCAACUAGUGAGUCUGAUCUUCCGGUCGUACAGUGCUAUCAAGUUACUAAAAUUGAAACCUCCUUGGAUCCCAAUACUGUGGAUUCAUCUGCUGACAAGGCCUCUGUGAUAUGCUCAUCCAGUAUACCUUCUCAAUUAUCUGGUCAGGACAGAAGCCAGGACCUAGAUGCUUGUGACUCAUUGGAAAAUUCUCGUGAAAAUCUGAAUGAAGAAGGCAAUAAUGAUGCUUGUGUGGCGCAGGUUGUUCAAUCUAAAGGUGUAGAGCAUUCUCCAUCGCCUUGUUUAAUGGUGAUUGAGCAGGAGAUUGAGAAGCUGCAAAAGACUGAUAACAUGCUGCUGAAAGAAGAGCAUGGAUGUCUGGGUGAAGAAUAUGCUAUUGCCAAUCCAGCUCAACCAAAUCCACCCAUCUCCGCUACUGAAAGUGAUGUGAUAGUUGAUGAAAAUGUACCUCUGAAUGAAACAGGGUGUAGCAAAUGUGAGGACGCUGUUGAGGGCAGUCAGCAGGAGAACAUGAUUGGCGAGACUGAUGAACAGAAGCAACAGGUCCAAGCGAACAAUUCUGUCUCAGUAUCUGAGAACCUUUCACGUGAACAAAUGAGUUUAUCUCCUGCUAAUAUCGCAGACACUCCUGCGAUGGGCACUCCACAUAGCAACUCAGUUUAUUACCACAUUUCUACCGCAGAAAGUGCAAAUGAUAUACAGAACAACAGUAGUUGCAGCCCAAAUGUUCAAUCUGGUGAGAAGAAAAUUGUUUCCGAUGCCAUUGUCAACGAAGAGAAAAUUGAAACAGGUGUAUGUCAGGGACAGAAAGUUGUUAGUUGUGAUGUGCAAUCCACUAGUGAAUCUUUUGAGGAUGCACUUGACUCAUUGGUGCGGACAAAGGAGAGUAUUGGCCGAGCAACUCGUUUGGCUAUGGACUUGAUGAAAUUUGGUGUGUCUGCAAAGGCUAUGGAGAUUUUGGCUCAUACUUUGGAAAGUGAGUCUAACUUGAAGAGGAGGGUGGACUUAUUUUUCCUUGUGGAUUCUAUCGCUCAGUGCUCCAAAGGUCUGAAAGGUGAUACUGGUUGUGUUUAUCUUUCAGCCAUUCAAGUAAUUUUACCUCGCCUAUUGGCGGCUGCUGUACCUGCUGGAGCUACCACACAAGAAAAUCGGAAACAGUGCUUAAAGGUUUUGAAGCUUUGGCUUGAAAGACGGAUCCUGC